UGUUAAGAAAAGUAAUCAAUCUUCGCUUUCAUUGAACUUGAUCUUGUCAUUUUUUCUUGUAAUACUGCUAUAUAAGUAGAAGCCCUCAUAAACUCUACAAUAUUCACACCCAAAUAAGUUCAAACCCUUUUACAUUCCAACUUAAAACCUUAACGAUGUCAGCUUUGAAGUUUUUAGCCUCAGCUCUUUUCAUGGCUGCUGUUCUUGGAGGAGCUAAGGCUCAGUUGAGUGCCUCGUUUUACGACACCACUUGCCCCAAUGUGUCAGGCGUGGUACGUGGCGUUCUGGAGCAAGCUCAGGGGAAUAAUGUUCGGAUUGGGGCUAUACUUGUUCGUCUUCAUUUCCACGAUUGCUUCGUAAAUGGUUGUGAUGGAUCAAUUCUCCUAGACAAUGCAGACGGCAUAGAGAGUGAGAAAGAUGCCAUACAAAACACAAACUUGAAUGCUGGAUUUGAUGCGAUCGAUGAUAUAAAAACGGCUUUGGAAAACGUCUGUACCGGUGUUGUUUCAUGUGCUGAUAUUGUAGCCAUUGCCUCUCAAAUUUCCGUCGCCCUGGCAGAAGGUCCGUCAUGGGACGUUCCGAUGGGGCGAAGAGAUAGCAGGACGGCGAACCGUGACGGCACCAGCGAGAUUCCCAGCCCUUUUGAAAGCCUCGAUGUAGUUUCACGCAAAUUCAGUGAUAAACAACUAGAUUCUACAGAUCUUGUUGCCUUAUCCGGUGCGCAUACAUUUGGACGUGCGAGUUGCGCCGUUUUCGUGCACCGUCUCUACAACUUCAGCGGCACCGGAAACCCCGACCCGACCAUAGACGCAACGUACCUAGAAACACUCCGAGGAAUCUGUCCGGAAGGCGGAAAUGGAGGCACCGUGGCAAAUCUUGAUCCCUCCACGCCAAACGGCUUCGACAGUAACUACUUCACCAACCUGCAGAACAACCAGGGACUUCUCCAAACCGACCAGGAACUGUUUUCCACCGCCGGCGCCGACACGGUGGCCAUAGUUAACCGGUUUGGGAACAGCCAGAGCGAGUUCUUUGAUAGCUUUGCUCAGUCCAUGAUUCGGAUGGGAAAUAUAAGCCCCUUGACUGGAAACCAGGGAGAGAUCAGGACAAAUUGCAGGCGUGUUAAUUAGCAUUAGCAUGCGGCUACUCUUGUUUGUGUUCAGAACGAACAAAGUCUGAACAGUUGUAAGCUCGUUUGCUGGUUCAAUUCUGAAGUUAUUUGCAGCCAAAAGUAUGGAGUAAACAAAACAAUGUGUGCUGUGAUUUGAAAAGAUUGUGUGUUUGUGUGUGCAAAAUCAUGUUUUUGCACUUCCCUUUGUUUGAAAAUUUGAUGCAUUUUAUUGGCGGGAUAACCUUUGCCGAUUAGAGUUACAAGAAAGAUUUUACUCUAUUAGUACUCUAUGUAUUUGAGUCAGAAUAUGACUCUUUAUUCUAGUCUUCAUGUGAUCUGUAUCUUUGGAUUAUCACAUUCAAUACAAUUUAUACAGUUCUCAUCCA
Ipomoea triloba (trilobed morning glory) is the source of this 1497-nucleotide messenger RNA. Its product is annotated as lignin-forming anionic peroxidase-like. Lineage: Eukaryota; Viridiplantae; Streptophyta; Magnoliopsida; Solanales; Convolvulaceae. The record is from RefSeq and is a predicted model, not a curated record. Gene Ontology annotation, biological process: hydrogen peroxide catabolic process; response to oxidative stress. The coding region runs from base 156 to 1130 and encodes 324 amino acids. Gene Ontology annotation, molecular function: heme binding; peroxidase activity. The transcript has 4 exons.